GCGUAGCAACAGUGGCGUGAAGCUUUUAGCUGAGUUGUCGAGCUGAAGUUACUUAGCAACCUGUUAGCCAAAUCCUAAUCUUUAGCGAUUAAAUAAUAAAUAACGUUUCGGGUUGAGGCAUAAUAAGCGAGAAUAAUCUGACACCUGAAGGCCUUUCGGUUGACAUUUCUCGCUGCCGUAAGGUGGAUUUCUACAAGCUUUCUAGUUUAAGUUAGCUUGCUAGCUAGUUGGCUAACUCUCCAUAAAAGGAGAAAUCGGGCUUUAUCAUGCCUGCAGGUGCCGUACAUGAUCUAGAUUCGGAAUUUAACACAAGUAAUCGGCAGGAGGAUCCCACCCUUGAGAGGUGUUUUAAAGGACACAAAGAUGCUGUCACAUGUGCAGAUUUCAGUCCCAGCCAUAAGCAGUUGGCCACUGGAUCUAAUGACAAGAAUCUAAUGAUCUGGAACCUCAACCCAAAAGCCAGAGCUUUUAGAUUUGUGGGUCAUAAGGAUAUCAUAACUGCAGUCCACUUCUCCCCAUCUGGUGACUUGGUAGCUUCUGCAUCCAGGGACAAGACUGUUCGACUUUGGACACCGAACAUCAAAGGAGAGUCAACUGUGUUCAAAGUGCACACAUCCACGGUACGCAGUGUGAGCUUCUCCAGUGAUGGUCAGAGACUGGUUACUGCCUCGGAUGACAAGUCAGUGAAAGUGUGGAGUGUGCAUCGGCAGAAAUUCAUCUACUCCCUAAAUCAGCACACCAACUGGGUGCGUUGUGCAAGGUUUUCACCAGAUGGACGAUUAGUGGCGUCCUGUGGUGAUGAUAGAACUGUUCGCCUGUGGGACACAUCAACCCGCCAGUGCAUCAACACUUUCUCUGACUACGGCGGGCCAGCAACAUUUGUGGACUUCAAUGCCAGUGGUACUUGCAUUGCAUCAUCGGGAGCAGACAACACACUGAAAAUAUGGGACAUCCGAACAAACAAACUUAUCCAACAUUACCAGGUCCACAGCGCAGCAAUCAACGGCUUUUCUUUCCACCCGUCUGGAAACUACCUGAUCAGCGGUUCCAGUGACAGCACAGUGAAGAUCCUGGACCUGCUGGAAGGAAGACUCAUCUACACUCUUCAUGGCCACAAGGGUCCAGUUCUGGCAGUGGCAUUCUCUCGAGAAGGUGAUCUUUUUGCCUCUGGGGGAGCUGAUUCGCAGGUUCUGAUGUGGAAGACCAACUUUGAUGCGCUGAACUACAGGGAAGUGUUAAGCAGACACAGCAAGCGGGUAACCCCAGAUCCCCCUCCUCACCUGACGGACAUCUACCCCAGGUCCCCCCACCGUCACCACACCCAGAAUGGAACUGUUGAGAUUAAUCCUGUUGUUACUGACAUCCAGUCAGCUGAUCCUCAUGUGGUGGAGGUAGGAGAGGCUCCGUUCUCCCUGAAGGGCGGGAGUGGACGUGCACGUGGGGUCCCAGGUUACAGAGAUGGUCCAAGCACCAGCACUGCCUCAGCUUCCACUUAUACUCAUGCACAUGAGGAGCAAGAGGAGGAUGAAGAGGAGGAAAGACUGGGACCUGGGGUCACGUACCUGUUGGAUGAACGCUCGGGGCUUCCACCAGCUUUUAGAAGCACUCUAGAGCACAUUGUCCAGCAGCUGGACAUUCUGACUCAGACCGUGGCAGUUCUUGAAGAGCGCCUCACCUUGACGGAAGACAAGUUAAAAGAGUGUCUGGACAACCAGGCCGUCAUUCUUCAGCAGACCCUCUACACGGAAGAGCUUCGCGAGGCGAGGGGCGCUGAGGGGCCGGCUGUGUGAGAGGCUGACCCUCUUCAGCUGCUAUGGUCCCCACUUCAGGGAUCAUUGACUCCGGCCUGAAGUAGGACACAGACAUAGCUAACAUUUACCAUUUCUCCCUCCUCCCCCCUUACACAUCAUUCCUUCUGUCCACCCUGCUCGCUCUCCCUCUCUCUCUGAGAGAAAGACACGGGGCAGAGGAAAAAGUAGAGAAAAAAAAUGGAAGGGAUUGAAAGAGGAGUGAGGUGGGGUGGUGGUGGGGGGGUUGAAGGAUCUUGUAGCAGUCUCUUCCAGAAAUUCAGUAAGUCCCUGUGGAGGAGACAGCUGCAGCUAGCAAAACAUCCCAGCCUUGUUUUGACAGCAGUGAGGGGCGGCAUUCUUCAGGACAGCCGCUCUGAAGACAAAUCAGGAAAGAGAAAGAGUAGCUGUCUCUCUUUCUCUCUUUCACUAUUUCUGUAUCUCUCUCUCUCUCUCUCUCUUUCACUAUCUCUGUCUCUCUUUCUUUCUCUGACUCUCCGUCAUUUGUCCUUAAAUCCCUCCAUGUAUCUUCUCACAUAUUUAUAAGAAUAAAGACUGUUUCAGAUGAAUAGCGGUGUGAUUUGCAUGCAUUCGUGUUUGCAUGUGUGAAACUGAGUUGUCGUCCCCAGAGACACUCUUGGCCUUGUUUACUCUCUCUUGCAGCCUCGUGGCUUUCCUCUGGGUGGAGGUCAGGCGGAAGUGGGGAGAGGCGAGACACAAAGGGUCCGGCAGCUUGUGUUUGCUUUGGGUACCACAUCCUUCCCCAGUGCUGGCGUGCUGCUCCACUCCUCCCCACACUCGUACUCUCACACAGAGAACGUACAACACUGGCCAGGGGACACAAAAACAAAACAUUUAGUCCACUUAAAAAGAAACUUGCAAGUGGCAACCAUCAGGGUCCAAGCACCAUUUCAUAAAAAAGUUCUGAUUUUAUAAAAAAAUAUAAAUAAAUAAACAUUUUUUGUGCACUUUUUUUGCAUUUUUGAAGUGCUUUCGAUUUACUUCCACUAGUCUCAGUGGACCAUUUCAUCAUGCAGCGACACGUGUGUUAUGUUUGAUUUCAGUCAGAUAGCACUGUUGAGUUUAUGAUGUAGUGAUAAAAAAUAAAAAUGCUUGAUUGCCUGUACAACUACAACAGAUUCUGUGAUAAAGUUCAGGGGCCUC
Colossoma macropomum (tambaqui) is the source of this 2951-nucleotide messenger RNA. It is a transcript of the gene poc1b, whose product is annotated as POC1 centriolar protein B. Gene Ontology annotation, molecular function: protein binding. The record is from RefSeq and is a predicted model, not a curated record. The coding region runs from base 267 to 1790 and encodes 507 amino acids. NCBI's taxonomy places the organism in Eukaryota, Metazoa, Chordata, Actinopteri, Characiformes, Serrasalmidae. Gene Ontology annotation, cellular component: ciliary basal body; centriole. The transcript has 12 exons. Gene Ontology annotation, biological process: cilium assembly.